CUGAAAGGCGAUUUCGAGUUUCAAUUUUCUUCUUUAAUCACAUUUUUGAAUUUUAAAUUGAUAUUGAGAGUCGUGUGCACUGAUGCACAUGCAAAAAAUAAAUUUAAAAAAAAAAAAGAAAAAGAAAAAAUUUAUAAUAACAGCGCACACACAACAGAAUACUAAUAGAGCGUCAGCAAACCAUCAACCGGCACUCAACUGUACGGGAUCUUCUCUCUCAGGGUUUCACACUUGUAGAAUUCAAUACCUGGUAACCCCAUUUUGCAACCGUUGCCGGCUCCAAUACGCCGUCGUUUGGAGUUGCGAUUGUUCAGCAGAUGGGGUUUUUUAGGAAGAUGGCGGGGAUGCUAGGGUUUACGAAGGACGACGGCCACGAAGUCAAAGACAACGGGGAAGAGGACGAAGACGAUAACCAGGCCCAGAACCGAGCCAAUUUCCAAGAAACUGGGCUUCCCCGUAAAGGCUUCAGCGUUCCGGUUCAAGUCGCCGUUGACCGGAAUCUGCCCGGCCCCGUUCUCGUUCCUUGUCGUUCCGGCGACGGUGGUGUCCAGGGUCUAAGAUGGCGUGCAAAGCGACUCAGGAUAGAUGAGGAUGGAGAUGUAGCAGACGAGUUUCUUGAUGAGGUUUUUCCACAGAUGUCAGUUAGUACAGAAAAUAAUAAGGCAUUGGCAAGGUUUGAAGUGAAAUACAGUACCAAGCCAGCUAAAGUGAGGACUCAGGUCUUAUCGCCGGACGGGAAAAUCCAACAGCGUGUGGAAUACCGGGGUAGAUCACAGUGGAUAUGAAGACACCUAGAAGAAUUUAGGUUUACGUCUUUGGGUUUUUGAUAUCCUUUUUGUGGUCAAUUUAACUUUUUGAGUGUCAUCCGAUUUCUCUUGUGCGAAUCAGAACUGUGGAACACUAGAUCCCAUUGUAUUAAUACUUAAGGUCUAGGGGUUGUCUAAAUAUCUGUUCCUUCAAGGAUUUGAACUGUGCUUGUGGAUUUACAGCUAGGAGUCGAAUUUAAACAGUUUCAUAUAAUUCAGUAAUAUACACAGUAGUGGAAACACUAAUUCUAUGUU
Messenger RNA from Prunus mume (Japanese apricot), 1061 nucleotides. The record is from RefSeq and is a predicted model, not a curated record. Lineage: Eukaryota; Viridiplantae; Streptophyta; Magnoliopsida; Rosales; Rosaceae.